Molecule: messenger RNA, 561 nt
Organism: Penicillium maclennaniae
Lineage: Eukaryota; Fungi; Ascomycota; Eurotiomycetes; Eurotiales; Aspergillaceae
Product: GFA family protein
Exons: 1
Coding region: 1-561 (186 amino acids)
Molecular function (GO): carbon-sulfur lyase activity
Source: RefSeq, a predicted model, not a curated record
AUGGCCAAUGAGGAAUGCAUGUGGCCAGAAGCCGAGCCUGAGCGCAAAAGCGGCGACGGCCAUGGGGGAAAACCAGACCAGCACUACAGUCAAACGACUCGAGAAACAACUACACCUUCCUCGAACCCUUGCAAACCAGCUGCUCAAUUUUUUCUUAAAAUGGUCUCAGGAAGCUGUGCCUGCCGCUAUAUCCGCUACAAAACUUCCAUCCCGCCUCAAAAACUGAUCAACUGCCACUGCGUGGAAUGCCGAAAACAAGCCGGAGCUCCUUACCAGGCCUGGGUAUUCUUUCCGGCUGAUGCUAUUCAAUGGACUGUCGAGCCGACUGAGUGGCGGUCGAGCGAUACAGCUGCGCGCAGCUUUUGUCCUCGCUGUGGCUCGACGAUGACGAUGUACCUUGAUAAGGACUUACCAGACACUGGUGUUGCUGCGGGGACGUUGGAUGAUGAUGGGAUGACAGAAAUGCCGCAGCCGGCUGCCCAUAUCUUCCUGAAGGAGAAAGCUUCUUGGUUCGAGGUACCCAAGGACGGGGCUGAGAGGUUCCAAGAGUGGACUUCUUGA